UCGAGGGACAAUAAUACAACUCCAUGAUUUUUGAAGAGCAUCAGACAAGCAUUCUCUUCAAGCUCCGACGACGCGAAGUCGACCUUAAAGAAGAUAGAACAAAAUUAUUCGCGUCGAUGAAGAUAUUUUCGUUCUAGUUUUUCGUCAUAGGGCUUAUUAUUGGACAGCAGAUAUUAUUUUAAAAAUCUUAAUAUUUAAAAGGUAGUUAGAUCUUUGGAUUCGAAAAGUUGCGUUAUUUGAUUUGCUUUCAUCGGUGUUCAAAAUCUUCAAAACUAUAGAGAAGAAGAAGAAAAGAACGUCUGGUGCUAAUUUUGUUAGGAAAAUGAACAAGAAAUGCAUUGUGACUGCAACGCAUAUUCUCCUGUUCUUACAAGCCCUCUCCUCCAUCAACGCGCUCCCCAUCCUCCCCGAGGAGCCCGAACAUGACGUCGUCCACGACUACCACUACGAAACCAGCUUCGUAACACCAUACGAGGAGAUCGACGAACUCGCCCAUCUAAAAUGGUCCGUCGAUUACACGACGUCGUUGCUUCGGUACAUGCUCAGCGUACCGUUGUUCGACGAUGUCACAGCAGACGAUGCAGGGAGCAGGAGUGAAAAUUUUCCCGCGCUUUCUCGGGCAGGCCGCGAAUGGCUGGCGGUGGGGAUGUCGCCCUAUGGUGCAUCUACUGGUGCCGAUAUGGUGACGUUUAUCAGGGGGUCCAAUGGCGAAGUCACCAUUUUGGACACUUAUACAGAUGAGUAUGGAGUGCUAACCGUUGAUGACAAACAGGAUUACAAGCUAUGGAACGCUUGGAUAAGGCAACCAUUAGGCGAGGACAUUAGCGAUGAUGAAGAUGACCACCGUGUGAAGAGGAAAGAACUCGUGAUCGAGUAUGGACGGCAGAUCGACACAUGCGAUGAUAAAGACUACUUAGUUGAGAGGGGUACCACGCACCUCCUCUUUCUCCGCGGGCCUGGUUCUUGGCCCCAGAACGACACUGUGGAGUCCUCCGUUGCACCCCUCCACCACUCCCUACGAAGGGUAACGCUCCUGAAGCCGGAGCGACCAAUUCCAAGCUUCCCAUCUGAUACCAAGAUCAUUGAGGUUACGGUCGACGAUAUCACGGUUCCUGAUGAUGAUACGACUUAUUGGUGCAAAGUUUCAAAGUUUCCCGAUGCAGAAGUAAAACAUCACAUCGUAAAGUAUGAGGUAGAGGUAACGGAAGGCAACGAGGAUCUCGUUCAUCACAUCGAGGUCUACCAUUGUGACGUCGAUCCCGAUGUCGAAGUAUCUCUCUACCAGGGUCCCUGUGAUGAUCGUCCGGCCGGGUCUUCCAGUUUGGCGUGUAGCCAGGUCAUUGGCGCUUGGGCCAUGGGGGCAGAGGCAUUCGUGUACCCUGAAGAGGCAGGCAUUGCUAUAGGAGGACCAACAACAUCAAGCUACAUCAUGAUAGAGAUUCAUUAUAACAACCCGGCCAGAAAAGCAGGUAUCGUGGAUAGUUCCGGUCUUCGCUUCUACUACACACCUACCCUGAGACCAUUUGACGCUGGUAUCAUUGAGCUGGGUCUAGUCUACACCCCCAAGCUCUCGAUACCACCAGAGAUGGAUGAAUUCAUUCUGACCGGACACUGUCUACCAAGAUGCACAGGAAAGGGUUUGCCGCGACGGGGUAUUAAAGCGUUUGCAUCCCAGCUGCACACCCAUUUGACAGGCACGGCGGUUUGGACCAAACAUGUCCGAGACGGGAUAGAACAACCUGAGCUUAAUAGAGACGAUCAUUUUAGCUCGGACUUCCAGGAAAUCCGAAUGUUACCAAAACCAGUUCAUAUCUUGCCAGGUGACACUCUAGUAACCUCUUGCCGAUACGACACGAGUGACAAAGAUAACGUGACGAUGGGUGGUUUUAGUAUCACGGAUGAGAUGUGUGUAAACUACGUUCACUAUUAUCCACGCUCCCCGCUGGAAGUCUGUAAAAGCACCAUCUCCAAAAGGAUCCUCAGAAACUUCUUCUACUGGGCAAACGGGCACGAAGAAGACGUUGCCGACGACCUGUCCGAUGAGGAGAUCAUAGACGGAUUCCAAAGGCUUGAGUGGACGGGAGAGACCAAGAAGGUCUGGCAGGAGAUCGUCCACCAAACCAACGUCGAUAUGGACUGCUUUCGACCAGCUGGCGUUCCGUUUACAGGGAAAUGGAACGACAUGGAAAGAGAAGAGAUUCGGACCCAUCUACCCCAAAUCUCGGACGAGUGUUCAACAACAGAUGAUUGAUGACGGACUCUGGCUUCAAAAUCUAACUGCCAAUCUUUGCAAAACUUUGCAAAUCAUGAAAACGAAUUUCCUUUCAAAAUUUACAAGGAACUUUGUAUUUGACAUUCAUGUUUUUCAUAUGAUGUGCACCUUUAGCUCAAUAAUAAUUAUGCAAUCAUUUUAUUUGACACUGAGGUCAAUUUUGAUAACAAAUUGUUUUCUUGGCAUACAAUAAUGGCUUUUAUGUUUUGAAUUUCAUGGUGAGAAUAAGUUUUUUUUCUUUCUAGGGGUCUCCUGUUUGAGCGUCUGCAGGGUUGACACUGUGAUUCUAAUUUCAAUGAUGAAAAAUGAUUUAGAUAUCGUAUAAAAGACAACCAUUCAAAGCUUUACUAAUGGGUUACUAACCUUAUCUUCUGGAAAAGGCGCUAUAUAAAUCCAAAUAUUACAAUAUUGUAACUAUCCC
Molecule: messenger RNA, 2693 nt
Organism: Strongylocentrotus purpuratus (purple sea urchin)
Lineage: Eukaryota; Metazoa; Echinodermata; Echinoidea; Camarodonta; Strongylocentrotidae
Product: dopamine beta-hydroxylase
Exons: 13
Coding region: 323-2251 (642 amino acids)
Biological process (GO): dopamine catabolic process; norepinephrine biosynthetic process; octopamine biosynthetic process
Cellular component (GO): secretory granule membrane
Molecular function (GO): dopamine beta-monooxygenase activity; copper ion binding
Source: RefSeq, a predicted model, not a curated record